Molecule: messenger RNA, 995 nt
Organism: Meloidogyne enterolobii
Lineage: Eukaryota; Metazoa; Nematoda; Chromadorea; Rhabditida; Meloidogynidae
Source: the annotation of a GenBank genome assembly
UUUUUCAGAAAUUGGAAUGCCGGAAGUUAUUUCGUUGGGUAGCGAUUCAAGUAGUGAUGAUGAUUUUUACGACAAUUUUGACAAAAUAAAAUUAAAAGCCGCUCAUUGCCAGAAAAAACGUAGACACCCAGUUACAGCUUCUACAAAUAAAUUUACAAGAAAAAAUGCCCCUUCUGAUUCUAUCAUUUCAUGUAUUUAAUUUUGUUGGACCAAACUCCAAAAAUUUUUUAAUAAUAGUUAUAUUUAUAGGCGAAGAAAUUGUAUGUGUGGAAGACUUUGACUCUUCAACAAAUUUUUGCACUAACAAUUCUUCUAUUCCUGCAGUUAUUGAAAUAAAUUGUAAUUUUUUAACUUUUUAUUUUUUAAAUUUAAAUUUAGCUCCUUCUUGUUCAAAUUCCAUUGAAGUUAUCGAUCUUACACCUUUUGGCUCUUCAUUGACAAAUAAUUGUUCUAACAAAAAAUAUAAGGCUCAAAAAUCUAAAAAUAUAAUUCCUUCACCUAAAAGUACUUGUACAAUUACUAUUCAUUCUAAUGGUGGAAAACGAAUGUUUAUUCAAGACUUGGAUGAUCCAAUUAAAAAUUUAAUUGAAGACUAUGCUGAACGUGUAAAUGGUGAUCCAAAACGAAUUGUGUUAAUUACAAAACAAUUAAAACAAUGUGCUUUAGAGGACACUCCACGGACUUUGGGAAUUACUUCGGAUGAAAGUUUUGAAUUGGAUGCUUUUGAACAUAAAGACGUUGUUCCUUUAAAUUUAAUGGAAGAUGUAAAAACUAUUCGAAUUAAAUAUCAACAAAAAGGGAAAAGGCCGAUUGUUGCAAAAAUUUUGAAGACUGCCAAAUUUGCCCGACUUAAAGAAAUAUUUUGUCAAGAGAAUGGUCUUCCCUUGGAUAAAGUUCAAUUUAUUUUUGAUUCUGUUAGAGUUGGUGACAAUGAAACGGCAGAAACUCUUGAUUUGGAAGAUGAUGAUUGUAUUGAUGUUUAUGUUUUGGAAUGA